AACUCGACAUCGAACAGAACUCGUCGAGUAGCAGACUUUGUAGAAACUCUGUUCAAUUGUUCUUUGUCUGCUCAGUCUGAGUUCCGAAAUCCUAAGAAACCACUUCAACACAACAACGCUAAACCAAAGCCCCAUUUUGUUUUUUCACUUAAAAAGCAAAUCCAAAAGUUUUAGCUAUGAUAAAAUAUUUCACCGCCCAUAAAAAAUCUCUCUUUCCCUUCCGUUUUCUAUCAAGAUCCUCCACUUUCUCAUCAUCCAACCACCCUUCACUCCUUAAACUCUCCAAAACCCCACCACCCUUUUUUUCAAAAACCUUUUCCAAUCCAAUAAUCCGGUCAUCCAAGUCCCAUCUUUACGCCUCACUUUUCUGCACUCUUAUCCACUUAUACUUAACCUGUGGAAGAUUUUCCCAUGCCAAGGAGACAUUUUUUGACAUGAGGAAACAUGGUUUUAUUCCUGUUUUGUCCCAAUGGAAUCAGCUUAUUUACAGUUUCAAUGCCUUUGGCUUGGUUUCCGAGGUAAUGCUACUUUACUCUGAGAUGAUAGCUUGUGGGGUUUUGCCUAAUGUUUUCACUAUAAAUGUUUUGCUUCAUUCUUUUGCCAAAGUUGGUAAUUUGAGCUUUGCCUUGGAAUUUCUUAGAAGUGUUGAUAACAACAAUAAUGUUGAUACUGUUACUUAUAAUACUUUGAUUUGGGGUUUUUGUGAGCAAGGUUUGGCUUUUCAAGGCUUUGGCUUUCUGUCCGAAAUGUUCAAAAAGGGUAUAAAUUUUGAUACUUUUUCAUGUAAUAUAGUUGUAAAGGGAUUUUGUAGAAUUGGGUUGGUUAAAUAUGGAGAGUGGGUUAGGGAUAAUUUGGUGAAUGGUGGGAUUUCUAAGGAUGUUAUAGGGUUUAACAUAUUGAUUGAUGGGUAUUGUAAGAGUGGAGAUAUGAAUUAUGCUGUUGAAUUAAUGGAUAGGAUGAGAAGAGAAGGUUUAGUGCCUGAUAUCAUUAGUUAUAAUUCUUUGAUAAAUGGAUUUUGCAAAAAGGGUGAUUUUGUUAAGGCUAAAAGUUUAAUCGAUGAGGUUUUGAGGUCUAGUAGGAAAAAGGAUUUUAAGAUUUUGGGUGGUAAUGAUCAUCAAAAUGAGGGUGAUAACAGUGUGAUGUUGGAACCAAACCUUAUUACGCACACUACACUAAUAAGUGCCUACUGUAAGCGAGAAGCGCUUGAGGAAGCACUUUCUUUGUAUGAAGAAAUGGUUGUAAAGGGGAUUUUCCCUGAUGCCGUUCCUUAUAAUUCAAUCAUAAAUGGCCUCUGCAAGCAUGGAAAGUUAACUGAAGCAAAAGUGCUAUUGAGGGAGAUGGAAAAGAUGGGUGUGGAUGCUAACCAUGUCUCUUAUGCUACUCUUAUGGACUCAUUCUUUAAAGCAGGGAAUUCCAUGGAUGCUUUUGCCCUUCAAAGUCUGAUGGUUGUUCGUGGAAUUGCCUUUGAUGUUGUUGUGUACACUAUACUGAUGGAUGGGCUUUUUAAGGUUGGAAAACCUAAAGAGGCAGAAAACAUGUUUAUUAAUCUUUUACAACACAAAUUGGUGCCUAAUUUGACCACCUAUUCAGCAUUGAUUGAUGGCCGCUGCAAGUUGGGAGACAUAAAUGGUGCAGAAUCUGCAUUGGAAGAAAUGAAGGAAAAAAAUGUUGUUCCUAAUGUUGUGACUUAUUCUUCUAUCAUAAACAGCUACAUCAGGAAAGGAAUGCUUGAUGAAGCUGUUAACAUUAUGAGGAAGAUGGUGGGUGAAAGUAUCUUGCCAAAUGUAUUUAUUUAUGCUGCAUUAAUAGAUGGAUAUUUCAAGGCAGGUAAAGACAUAAUUGCUCUUGACCUCUAUGAUGAAAUGAAACUGGUAGGAUUAAAGGAAAACAAUUUUAUACUUGAUGCUUUUGUUAACAACUUGAAAAGAUCUGGAAGGGUGGGGGAAGCUGAGGGAUUAGUUAAAGAUAUGACGUCUAGGGGCUUGUCACUUGACCAAGUAAACUAUACAUCUUUGAUGGAUGGCUUUUUCAAAGAGGGAAAGGAGUCAGCUGCUCUUUCCUUGGCCCAGGAAAUGAUUCAGAAAAAUAUACCAUUUGAUGUUGUUGCAUACAAUGUCUUAAUUAAUGGUCUUUUGAGGCUUGGAAAAUAUGAGGCACAAUCUGUUUAUGCUAGAAUGAGAGAGUUGGGUUUGGCUCCAGACCUGAUUACAUGCAAUACCAUGAUUAAUGCAUACUGCAAAGAGGGUAAGUUUGAAUAUGCAUUAAACCUCUGGGAUGACAUGAAGAGUUGUGGGUUAAUGCCAAAUUCCAUAACUUGUAACAUUCUGAUGAGAGGUCUUUGUAAAGCUGGUGAAAUUCAAAAAGCUCUGAAUGUUUUGAAUGAGAUGCUGAUUUUAGGCUUUUCACCUACUACUGCAAUUCACAGAUUUCUGCUUGAUGCAUCCUCAAGGAAUGGAAGGGCUGAUGCCAUUUUGUUAAUGCAUGAACGUCUGGUUUCCAUGGGUCUUAAACUUAAUCAGGCAGUUUUCAACACUCUCAUAACUGUCUUAUGCAGACUGGGGAUGACCAGCAAAGCCAUUUCAGUUUUAGAAGAUAUGACAGGAAGAGGCUUUUCAGCUGAUACGAUAACUUACAACGCCCUUAUACAUGGAUAUUGCUUAGGCAGCCAUGUAGAGAAGGGUUUUGCUACAUAUUCUCAGAUGUUAAGGGAAGGAGUUCCACCAAACCUUGUAACUUACAAUCUUCUUUUGAGAGGUCUCUCGAGUGCUGGUUUAAUGGAAGAAGCAGAUGAAUUGUUUAGCAAAAUGAAAGAAAAAGGCUUGAACCCUAAUGCUUCAACAUAUGAUACAUUGAUAUCUGGCCAUGGUAAGAUUGGAAAUAAAAAGGAAUCUAUAAAAGUUUAUUGUGAAAUGAUUACCAAAGGAUUUGUUCCCAGAACUAGCACCUACAAUGUGCUUAUCAAUGGUUUUGCUAAAGUAGGAAAAAUGGCCCAAGCUAGAGAGCUUCUCAAGGAGAUGCAAUUGAGGGGAGCAUUGCCUAAUUCUUCAACUUAUGACACACUAAUCUCUGGUUGGUGUAACCUCUCUGACCGACCAGAGCUGGACAGGGCAUCAAAAAUGUCAUGCCUAGUUGAGGUGAAAAAUUUACUUUUGGAAAUGAAUGAUAAACAGUUUACACCAUGUGAAAGUACUCUUUCAGAUGUCAAUUCUACCUUUGCAAAAGAAGGAAAGAAGUUCAAGGCUCAGAAUGUUUGGAAGGGACUAUACAAGAGAAAGAACACAUAAGGAAUAAGCUAAGUACAAAAACAGGGGAUUCCCUCGACUUGGAUAGCCAACCUUCCUGAUCUUCCUCGGGUCCUCCUUCAGAAACCCAGCUUCAGUUCUUUGUGCAUGUCAUUACGAUACAUGGUGAUUGUCGUGGGUUUCAUUUAUGGACUUUUUAUCUGCCAUUCUUAGUCCAACAGAGUCGAUUUCUUGAUCUUUGAGCGGCAAUAAUUUUCCAUUGUCAUGUAUUGGCGGUUGGAUUCAGCUUCAGGAAAUUUGUUUUUAGAGGCAAGAGUUCCAUGGUUGAUAUUUUAUAAUGCAAUUCGUACAUCUUUUAGUCAGUCAUUCGUCGUUUCAUAAUAGCCUAUUAAUAUAUUGUAUUGUACGAUACUUUGCAGAACUGCACCAAACCUCAUUAAUCAGUAUGCACUCAAUUUGUGGCAUGUAUGUCUAUCUUGUAUUGCUGGACAAGAUCCAGGGAAUUGCUUUUCCACCAGUAAUGAAGUUUCUAGGCUGAUUCGGAAAUAACAUUGGAACAUAGUCAUUGCAUGGGAAAGCAUUUGUGAUAUUUCAAUGUAUAGAGCUUGAUUUGCUAAGAGCUAGUUAUAGAGGUUAUAAAUGCUUUUUCUGAUUGUGGAAGAAGACUUGCUGAGACAUGGGGCUCAAAGCUUUUCAGUUGUAUCCAUCUUUUCAACUUUCAGUCAGGAAAGAAAGACUUCAUAGCUUGGUUACCGCACUUCGCUGUUGUUGUUGGAGAAAACAUUUUGUUCAGGUGACAAUCUGAUGACCUUGGUAACUCUGAUGUAUAACCUUUGAUUGAUGUUGCUUUAGUGCAAUUAUUAAUAGUGAUUUUAUCAUUAAGCAUUUCUCCUUGUGCUGUCUAGCCCUUAAAGUGGAUUUCAUGAAACUGUAACAUCUCUCAUCACUGAAAGAUGCAUACAUGUUUCCUUCUCUUAGCAUUGUCAUGAAGCAACUUUGAGACUAUACAGAGGUUUCAAGUCUUAUAAUGUUGAGUUAUGUUUCUUUAUUUGCUUUGAACUUUGCAUUUUCUCUUAUAGUCAUUUUCCCUCUGUUAAAGAUACCAAACAAAAUAAAAGGACAAACAAGCAUGAAAGUAUUGU
Molecule: messenger RNA, 4384 nt
Organism: Durio zibethinus
Lineage: Eukaryota; Viridiplantae; Streptophyta; Magnoliopsida; Malvales; Malvaceae
Source: RefSeq, a predicted model, not a curated record